CGUACUACUACCAAUAUGUACAAGUUUGUGUUGUGCGCUCUGCUGGCGGUGGCGGUGGCCGACCCCGAACCAGGUGCAUUGUUCGCUCCCUACCCGGCGCCGCUCGCCUACUCGUCCUCCUGGCUGGCUCCAUCCACCACCACCAUCACCAAGUCCGCCAGCAGCGUGGUGCACCCCUCCCCAUACUUGUACUCGUCGCCGAUCUACUCCCACUUCAUUAAGAAGCGCUCCGCUCCCCUGUUCCCCGGCUACUACGCGCCCUCCCCCUACUUGGCGGGCUCUCCGCUGGUCACCCCUGCGCUGACUACGCCGAUCGUGAACGCUCCCUACUGGCCAGCGCCAGCUUUAACCUACUCGGCGCCCGCUCACUUCAUCAAGAAGAGGGAUGUCAGCCUGCUGCCUUCCACGUACAUCGCGCCCACGACUUACACCGCCACUGCGCCCGUGUUGACAUCGCACUACGCCGCUGCCCCCAUCCUGCCCUCCACCCCGCUGUACACCUCGCCCUACGGUCUCGGCUACUCGCACUUCAUCAAGAAGCGGUCCGCCAGCCUGCCCGUGCUGCCGACCACCUACUACGCCCCCAACACGUACUCCGCCCCCCUGCUGACCUCCAGCUACAGCUACGGAGCUGCUCCCAUCGUGUCGUCUGCUUCCUACGCCUACGCCGCUUCCCCCUACGCCUACACCAGCUACAUCAAGAAGUAAAUGGCCUCUACAAUAAUCGUACAGCAGAAGAACAACGUGUUAACCACUUGUAUUGUCUAUUCAAUCUCAAGUAAUUGCAAUACCAAGUGAUUGACUUCGAUUUCUUUGCAUGUAGGUACGCCAUGUUAACCCAGAAUCUCACAAUUAACCCACAGCUGUUCCAUGUCCAAUAUUUGUUAUUCAUUCUAUCCCAUAUCCAACAGUGAUG
Molecule: messenger RNA, 916 nt
Organism: Pectinophora gossypiella (pink bollworm)
Lineage: Eukaryota; Metazoa; Arthropoda; Insecta; Lepidoptera; Gelechiidae
Exons: 1
Coding region: 16-708 (230 amino acids)
Source: RefSeq, a predicted model, not a curated record